Homalodisca vitripennis (glassy-winged sharpshooter) is the source of this 759-nucleotide messenger RNA. Its product is annotated as proline-rich protein HaeIII subfamily 1-like. NCBI's taxonomy places the organism in Eukaryota, Metazoa, Arthropoda, Insecta, Hemiptera, Cicadellidae. The coding region runs from base 1 to 759 and encodes 252 amino acids. The transcript has a single exon. The record is from RefSeq and is a predicted model, not a curated record.
AUGCGUGCCAACCAGACACACGAAACGCGGAGAGGCUCGCCUCCCCCCACUCCCCCGAUCCUCAGAGCGUCCAACCUGUGGUCGGAGGAGGAGGACAACGUGCUUAUAAAGCGAUACAGGGAAUUCCGAGCGAGGGGAAAAUUACAGGGAUAUUCCCAAUAUAUAGCCAUGUGCCUCCCAAAGAAGACCGACCGGCAAGUCCGGGAUCGGACAAGAACGCUAAAAGAAGCUGGGAUAUUGGUGGAACCAAAGAAGGCAGAACAACAGCCCCCCUCGCCGGAACCCCGUGAAACACAGGCCCCUGAAGAGCCAGAGUAUACUGAAGAGACACCUGAAUUGACGCAAAAAGAAUCACCAGAGCCGCUCCUGAACAUGACCAUCAGAUCUAUAACCCUGGAGCCCGAGCCGGAGGGCGCAAUGAAGCCGGGGCAGUCAGUAGAGCCCCAACUAUCUGGGCGACCAUCUAGAAGACAGAGAUUGCUAAAAUCAAAACCGCCAUCAAGGCCCCCUCUGUCAGGACCCCCUCCAUCAGAGACCCCUCCAUCAGGUCCCCCAGUGUCCCCUCCAUCAGGGUCCCCUACAUCAGGGUCCCCAGAGAUCCCUCCAUCAGGGCCCCUCCAUCAGAGACCCCUCCAUAAGGUCCCCUAUCAGAGACCCCUCCAUCAGGGCCUCAUCCAUUUGGGCCCCUCCACCAGGGCCCCCUCCAUCAGGGUCCCGUACAUCAGGACCCCCUUCACCUCUUGUUGCCCCCUCACCUAA